Pogona vitticeps (central bearded dragon) is the source of this 3697-nucleotide messenger RNA. RefSeq names its product interleukin-1 receptor-like 2. Gene Ontology annotation, biological process: regulation of inflammatory response; signal transduction. Gene Ontology annotation, molecular function: interleukin-1, type I, activating receptor activity. The record is from RefSeq and is a predicted model, not a curated record. NCBI's taxonomy places the organism in Eukaryota, Metazoa, Chordata, Lepidosauria, Squamata, Agamidae.
CUGAAGGGCGAACAACUCCCCGCCCGCCGCCCUCAACAGGCGGGAACUGGUCAGGGCGCUCGUUUGCGGAGCCUUGAAAAGCAAGCCAAGGCACGUUGGGACAAUCUUUAGGGGCCGACACGUGUAGGAGUCCUGUUUUGAACGGCCAAGCUUCUCUUCUGUGUUUCAGUCUCGCCACGUGGGACCCUUCUCCCCCCCCCCCCCCGUGUAAAAGUUCCUGCUCUGUUUUUCCCUGAAGGAUUACAGCUCAGUGGGGAAGAAAAAAACUCUUGGGAUGACAGCCUUCUUCGGUGCUUCAUCAUCAUGAGGAGCGACCGAGGGUUGGCAGCGACCUAGCGCCCUGUCCUCCUCCCGCCAGGAAAACAUGAAGUCUACAUUAGCAGUUACUUGUACUGUUAUGAUAUCAUUUUUUGCUAUGCUCAAAUCAGCAGAUAAGUGUACUAUUCAGGAAGAGUACCAGAAGAAAGUGGAAGAAGGAGAGCCUCUUGGGAUUGAUUGUGGGUUUUACGGCACACCAUAUCUUCAGCAUGCAAACUACAGCAUCCACUGGUACAUUAACGGAAGUGAAAUGGCAAUAAGUAAACAAAAUUCAUCAAGAAUUCGUCAGCGCGACGGCAUGCUUUGCUUCUUUCCUGCACUCUAUCAAGAUUCUGGAUCCUAUGAAUGUAUUGCACGUUACAGGAAUUCAACAAGAUGUUACAAAAGCAUUGUCCAAAUAGAAGUUCUCAGUAGCAGUGGUGCUCUCUGUUUUAAUGAGAAGCUUUCCCAUACACAAAAGUUACCGGUAUCAACAAAUUCGAAGCUUGUGUGCUAUUACCUGGAUGAUUUAGGAGAAGUGGAUGAUUUGUCAAUUUAUUGGUACAAGGAUUGUAAGCUGCUGGUGGGCCAACGAUUUGAGUUCUUUGGAGAGGAACUCAUAAUAAAGAACGUGAGAGAAGAUGAUAAAGGAAAAUACCAGUGCAAAGGAUCGUAUAGUUACUUGGGACAUAAAUACAACUUUUCAAGGAGCAUUUUGGUCACUGUUACAGGGAAUGAGUGGAAGAGGACUGAGAUUCUGCAUCCCAGAAACAUCACAAUUGAAGCAGAACUUGGAUCCAACGUAUUUACAGAGUGCAAUGUAUCGAGCUUCAGAAACACUUUUAUUUCUAUAUCCUGGAGAGUCAACAAUACUUUAGUCGAUAAUCUUUUUAAAGGUAGAAUUCAGGAAGGAAUUCAAAAAGAUUACCUUGUUGAUGGGGCACAGCUUUCUGUGGUAUCACUGAACAUUACAAAAUUGGAGAGAGAGGAUUACAACCAAUUUUUUGUUUGCCAUGCUGGAACAGUUGCUGCAUACAUCACAAUACAACCUCCAACCAAAAAUCUUACAGGACUUGCUGCGUUGGUGCUUCUAAUAAUUAUUCCCAUUUUAAUCUGCCUGCUGUUGAAGAUUGAGAUAGUAUUGUGGUAUCGAAAACUGUGCCUCCCCUUUUGUCAUAAAAAAGUUUCAGAUGGGAAGAUUUAUGAUGCGUAUGUGUUGUACCCAAAAUCAGAUACUCAGAAUCACUUUGCCCUGAAAGUGCUGCCCGAGGUUUUGGAGAAACAGUGUGGCUAUAAUCUCUUUAUACUUGGGAGAGAUGAUUUACCAGGAAAAGCUGUAGUCAGUGUUGUCGAUGAAACGGUUCAACAGAGCAGAAGGCUGAUAAUUAUCUUAGUCCCAGGACUAGAGCCAUGUCCCGAAGAGGCGCCUGAGCAGCACAUAGCUAUGUACCAUGCCCUUGUACCUGCUGGAAUGAAAGUCAUACUGAUCGAAAUGGGUAAAAUAAAGGAUUAUAGCAACAUGCCAGAAUCCAUUAGGUAUAUCAAGCAAAAGCAGGGUGCCAUCAGAUGGAAAGGGGACUUAACAGAAAGAAGCUCUUAUUCUACACACAACAAAUUCUGGAAGAAAGUCAGGUAUUUAAUGCCACCAGAACGCCCUAUUUCCCCAGCGCUAUCUGUGAGACUAUCCUCUCUCAACACUUGUGAAAGGACAGAAACAUCUUGAUGCAGAAUGAUGUCAUUUUUGCUGACUCUUGAAAUGAUAGCAUUGAACAGCUAUCUGGCAGGACACUGUUAGAUCACCUGUUUGGACAAGGCGGCUUAUCCAUUUUCAAGCAGAUUCAUGACUGAUCGGCGUUUUCAGGAGCAGGGCGCAUACGACAUUUCAAACAAACAGUGUGAAAGGACAACUGAACAGCAUUUGGAGCAGCUGCGGCUCUCCUGCAAGAAGAAAUCUACACCAUGAGUCUGUUCCAUUUAAAUACGUGUGGAACCACAGUCAACAAUAAUCAGUGUUGAGAGUAUGGCUGGUCAAGAGAGGCCCAUACAACUCAGCCAUGUUACCCAAACUUUCCUGUGGUGGGUGACCUGUGGAGUGAAUCUUGUAUCUUCUCCUUCUGCCAAACAGCUCAUCAAAGGAUAUUUUUAGCUUCUUGUAAAGCAAAGCGAGGCAAGCUGUUGCCCCGCAGGUAUCUGGACAACUCCCACAGUCUUUCAUCAGUGACUGUGCUGGCUAUGUUGUAGCCCAAAACAUCUGGAGGACUCAGGGUUGUCCACCUCUGGUGGAAAACUAUAGAGGAAAGUUGCAGCUGCAGCAUAGAUAGGGAUGGAAAAUAUCUCAAUUUCAUUGCAUUUCUCCAAAUCCAGCCUGCAUUCCUUCCCACUUUCUGUUUACGUUAGGUUGCCAGAUCUUGCUUUUUGCUGCCACACAGAGGUGUUACACAUUUCAUAUCUCUGUCUAUAUCUUUCUUAAUGUGCACAUUUUAAAGAUAUUGUACAUAUUUUAUACUCCUUGACUAAUGCAUAUUUGUGUAUAUUUUCCAAUACUGUAAUAUGUGUUUCUGUUGUUUGCAUUUUAAAAUGUAUGCAUGGUUUUGAGCAUGCAAGACUCUGCAUGCAAAUAUGUGAAUUUCUCAGGCAAGGUGAUCUGUCUCUUGCAGCAACUUUGAAGAAAUGCAAAAUGGGUUAUUUCAGCAUGAAUCUUGAAACCACUGAAAUUAUUUCAUAUAUGUGUGUGAAGCUGAAGUUAGCGUAACAGUAAGUUACAACUUAUUGGCCACAUAUAUAUUCAGUAGUGUAAAUCUCAAUAGCCGAUUGCUGUUAAAGUGUCCAAGCUUGCAUUUUUUUGUGAGUACCAGUUCCAUGAGUUGGCGUAUGAUGAGGAAUAAAAACAUAGACUCCCUAACUGACAGCAAUUGACCACUGAAAUGUAUGCAUUUCACUUGCACCAGCAUAUGUAGGUAAUUGGAUUCUACUAAAAUGUGCUAAAAAGCCCCAGUCUAUAUUUAAACUUCUAGAUGUACACUGGAAUUUAUGAAUAUAACUCAUUUCAGCUCUCACUCUCUCAGAACUGUAUUUGUCAUUUUCUUUUUGUUCUUUAAAUUAUCCACUUUGAGAUCUCUGAUGGAGUUUCUAGGAGGUUGUAAUGUGAACACUGGCUUUGGGUGCUGCCAUUCUGAUGUCAGAUUUGUGUCCACUCAUUUUCUUGCACAAGAAUUUGUGAUUUUGUAAAUGGUGACCACAUUUGGCUUAUGCAGAUCUGCAGUUUCAAAUGUAAUUGUUAUAAGGUUUUUGUUUUAGUUUGCAAUUCAUUUAUCUCUGACCUCACAGCUUAGAUUCCCCCCUCAACAUCUGUGUAUAUGUGUGCGUGUGCGUGAACACACACAGAGUAUGGACAGUGGUG